Molecule: messenger RNA, 603 nt
Organism: Prunus armeniaca (apricot)
Lineage: Eukaryota; Viridiplantae; Streptophyta; Magnoliopsida; Rosales; Rosaceae
Source: the annotation of a GenBank genome assembly
AUGGAAGACUACAUGAGAGGCUGUACGAGGAAGCUGGCGCUCUGGUACACGCGGACGUUCAAGCCCAUUAUGACCCACGACGAGCUCGAGCCCAUCAUGGCCACCUUCGGCUUCGUCGGCCUGCCGCCUGCGGCCUCCGCCAAGGAGUACGUCUUAUCCGCCGCCAUCGGCCGCCGGAACAAGUGGGUCCCGGCGGUGGAUCCCCCUUUUCCGAGGCCGAGGCUGCCGUACCCGAGAAUCGACGGGCUUCAUAUUUACACGUACCGGGCGUUUAUUGACGCCGUUAACUUUUACCUCGAGAUGUGUGACAUUUCCGAUCUCUUCCAUGUAAGAGGUAUGCCGCUCCAUGAUCUCAGUCGAAUUAGUGACAGGAACCGAAAGUGGCGGAAAAUGGAAGAAGAUGACAGUGUGUUUGUUUACAGAGAAGGAACACUGGAUCAAGCUACAUUCAAUCUUUAUCACCCUGCUAGUAAGAGCAUCAGCAACAAUGCCAAUAACGGCGGCAGCGGCGGCGGUGGCGGUCACAAUUCUAUCCUUAUUCGGGAUAAGGGAAGCAAUACUCCUGCCAGCUGCAUUGUUCCUUUGAAAGAUAUCAUAGUAUGA